AUGGCUUCGCUGCCCAGUGAUUGCUGGCUGAUCAUUCUGAAGCAUCUCGAGAGAGAGGAUUAUCGGUCACUUCUUCUUGCAUCGAAGAGCACACAUCCCUUCGUUGAGUCUUUCCUAUUCAGAGAAAUAGCUUGGGAAUGGCGUCCAAUCCCGUUCCGCAAAAUUCUGCUUCUCUUUCGCGCGAUACUGCAAAAGCCGGAGCGCGCAUCCCAUAUUCAACACUUGAGUCUUCUCUCUCACCAGUCAGUCUCGACUAUGGAUGAAUGGGAGCUUCCGAUUUGUGAGGUAGAUCCCAAUGAAGAGCUCUUGGGCUUCCAAGAUGUCUUGCGACAGGCUCAAACUAUUGUCAAGACUGCCCAUUUCCCCGAUGCAGAGACCUGGAUUGGUACUCUGGAAAGUGGGAAUCCUUACUCCUUUGUUUUUAUUCUUCUCUCUCAGCUCCUUAACCUACAAUCCCUACGUCUUGAUUACUCCUUUGUGUGGCAAUCUGGGUUACCGGGAUUGAUGCUACAGCAUGCUCUCUCCUCUUCCUCAAGCCCCUUAUUAUCCAAGUUCAGAUUACUCAGGGACGUGGAUUAUGGCGGAAAUAUUCGUCGCGACAAAUUAUCCGACGGUCCCGACGUCAUUGAUGAUGAGCCCGGCUAUCCUCAAUGCAAUCCUCAGCAAUUCCCUGCUUGGUUCUAUUUAUUAUCUUUAAGAUCUCUUACAAUAUGGCUUCGCACCAAGCAAGGGGUAGAGCUCCCUGAUGGUCCUCCUAAUCUCUCGCGUCUCCAAUCUCUCAUCCUGGCUCGAGCGACCAUUCAGGAGACCAAGAUUCCCGAAAUCCUUUCUCUCGCCCCUCACUUGGAGACUCUACAUUUAGGAAUGGCCUACAGAUGGGGUGAAGAAAGAGCCCUUUCAAACGGGCCAUUUAUUGUUCAAGGACUGGAUUCCAUUCGAGAGUCCGUCACAAACCUUUCUAUUGGCAUCGAGUGGUUUCCACCCACCACAUGUGAUGUUCUGCUACAUGAAGGAGAAGAGGAGCUUACCAGACCAUUUGAUGGCCUGAUAACCCGAUUUCCAAAAGUCCGCUCGGUCGAGAUAACAGCAAAUCUACUUGUAGUCUGCUCAACAGACCCAUCAACGGACCUGACAUCAGUGUUAUCUGACCAAGUCGAGCAACUCUGUCUGCGAAUGGACUAUGAGACUGUCUACUGGGAUGACUGGGGUAAAAGAAUCCUCGAUUUAGUCACGAAUAAUGCUCCGAAACUAAGAUCCCAUAUGCCUGGGCUGAGACGAGUCUGUGUGCGAGGUUGGUCACGAGUUUGGAGCAACCCUCGCACGAGCCAACGAAUUGACUUAACACGGGCUGCUUGUGCUCAGGAAGGAAUUCACUUCGAGGUGAUAUCUGAUCAACUUUCUAAUGGAAUCUGGACUGAGACUCGGAUAUGUCCUGAGCGAAGGAUUCGUUAA
This is a messenger RNA of Penicillium malachiteum, 1452 nucleotides long. RefSeq lists its product as uncharacterized. The record is from RefSeq and is a predicted model, not a curated record. NCBI's taxonomy places the organism in Eukaryota, Fungi, Ascomycota, Eurotiomycetes, Eurotiales, Aspergillaceae. The transcript has a single exon. Bases 1 to 1452 code for a protein of 483 amino acids. Gene Ontology annotation, molecular function: protein binding.